Messenger RNA from Penicillium salamii, 1848 nucleotides. The record is from the annotation of a GenBank genome assembly. Lineage: Eukaryota; Fungi; Ascomycota; Eurotiomycetes; Eurotiales; Aspergillaceae.
AUGUCCGCCGUUUCCACGUCAGCCAUGAAUCCCCAGGGACAGGGAAGCCGUCAGUCAGCUCGCCAAACGCGAACCAAUCCUUCUCGAACUUCCAAAACCAUCGGACGGUCGUCCUUCGCGUUUGGCCGAGGUUCGACUACUGAAAUUCCUGAAUCAUCCCCUGUCCCCCACGGCUUCUACCCUGCUCUCACGCAUUUUACCGAUGCAAUCACUGCGCUCCCUCGCGAAUUCCGUCGCCAUAACUCACUACUCAAGGAAGUUGAUGCGAAAGCGUGGGCCCUCGAGGAAAAUUUACUCCAAUUGCUUCAACUCUCUUCCGAAUCACAACCUGUUCCUCACCCUCCCCACCCGGCCCCUAUCGCUGGUGGUGUGAUUCGUGAGGAUGUUUUGCCCAAGGAGCUCUCUCAAUCCCCGGAAACCGCCGAAAGCAAAAAUCGCCGGCUUCUCUUUGAUCGCGUACGACAAAGCCUCUCGGACCUGAUGAUGACCGCCGACGAGAAAAACCACGUUAUCUCCAACGCGAAUGAGGAACUGGAUCGCCAAGUCAUUCGCUUGGAUACGGUGUUCCCAUACAUCGCGGGCGAGAUUAGCGAGGAAGCUCGUUUGGGCAGUCUGACGCACUGGGCAUACUCUAACAAGAGUGCCGCGAAGGCGGCAACAAAUGAGCGUCCACGUCGGGAAGCAGUGUCACACAGGCAGGAUUUGUCACAUGUGCUUCAUGAAGCUGAAGCCGCUAGCCGCAGCGAGGCCAGGCGCGAUGCUGUCCUGGCACGGAAGCAACGUCGGGCGCAUGUUGACGCGGACUACGAGGAGACCCGAGGUUCCAGCGCACGCAAAACUAACAAUGGUAAAUCGCGCGGCGGCGAGCAUGCCGAUCCGAACGCUGCACCCAAGCGUCGCAAGGUGGAGCGGCCAGCACUGCCUGGAGAUGCCAGUGUUCCGAUGGAACGAUCUGCCAGCGGAGCUACCAGCCAACGGGCCGCGAACAAAGACCCCACGGAGAAGAAGCGUACUCGCGCUCCGAACCCGACUGCCGCUGCGCGCAAGAAGGCCAAUGCCUCCAAUGCUGGAUCUCCUGUUCUGGCUCCAUCUCCACUUGUCGGUACAUUUAACGCCCCCCGUGGUGCCGCCAGUCCGGGGCCCAACAAUUCAAGGCCACAAUCUUCCCGGGCCCAGCAAAACUCCGGAGCAACAAGCAAUGCCCGCGCUCGGCCAUCCUCAUCGGCUUCGAACCGCCCCAACAGCAGUAUGCCAUUUGACCCACCUUCCCCGGACCAGUUCAUUAACUAUGUACCCCGCACAGACAAAGCUCAGGACCCCAGAUCUACACCACGGGAUGGACCCGUUAAGAGUGAGGUAGGUAAUCAGGACGCACAUCGCGAAUACGAGGAAUUCCAUUCCAGAACCUCUGUUCCAGCAGGUUCCAGGCGCGAGGACCUGGAAAGGAAAGCUGGUUCAGCUGAGGCCGAGCCUCCCAAAGGCCGCAACUCCAAGACGUCGACACCAGUGCUCUCGACAUUGGCAGAGCCCGGCCCACGUGCGCGACCCACGCGCAGUCAGGAUCCAUCCACCAAACGUACUCAAAAGAAACCCAUUCCCCAGCCUACAAUACCCUCCGACGAUGAAUCAAUCCAUGAGGGCGAUGACGAAGAUGAGGAGGGCGAGCCACGUUACUGUUAUUGUAAUGAGAUCAGUUUCGGCGAGAUGGUCGCUUGUGAUAACGAUGCUUGUCCGCGCGAGUGGUUCCAUCUGUCGUGUGUGGGGCUGACGAAACCGCCGGGAAAGAAUGUCAAAUGGUAUUGCAGGGAGUGCAAGGAGAAUAUGCGAGGGAGUCGCAAUGGGCGGUGA